AUGUGAGUCAGUCAGUAUAGUACGUUAGUCAUCUUGUUUAGGGUCUGAAGUCUUAGUUUGCUAGGGUUAUUUGUAGUUGCAAUUUCUUUGUUAAUCUCUGAAAUUCCAGAGGAAGGGACAAAGGGUGAGAAACGUGGCACCAUUGUUUUCGAUUACAGGACUGCUCAGAACAUCUAAGAUGCCCAGUUAAUUCCAACAUAAACAGUUAUAUCAGUUGAAUAAUGGAAUCAAUAAAAGUCUCUCAGCCGAAAAGAACAAAAGAGGGUCCUAAACAAUACCCAUCAAAUGCUGUGGUGGAUGAUCCUUUUAGAGAUGCUGCUAUACACUUUGGAGCACACCUCCAGUUGAAAGGGCUGCUCCAAAAUGAAAAAAAGAAUUUUGGGUGUAUAGAGCGCACCGUGUUGUUUGAUGAGUUUACCAACCAUUACCAACCUCAGUACUGCAGCCAACUUGUGCGCAAGGAUUUGUUGGCAAAAUUAAUUAAAUAUCGUGUACUCAAACGGCCAUUUAAGGAUUUUAGCACACUGCGCAUUGUGAAACAUCCUAAUCCAAAUCAGGUGAAAGCUCCCACCAAAGUAACUCUACCCCGCUGGUAUGUUCAUCAAUCCGGAGUUCUGAGAGAUCGUCUUGUCCGCUCUGAAGUCAUCACUGAGGCCAGUUGUAGGCUAUGUAAUGUCUCUUUCUUUAACGAGGAUAGCAAGCAGCAACACAUUGAAUCGGACAUACAUAAGUUGAAGCUGCUGUAUCGGGAGAAUCGCUCGUCGUUUAAGUCGUCUGUGGAGGGUGCUAAGAUAAGCAUUAUAGAUGCAAACGAUGAGAGUGAAGUUGUGUUGCGAUGCGGUGAGACAAAAACUAUUACUGUCAAGGUCACAUUGGAUUCAAGUUAUACGACAGCCAACAUUUACAAGAUUGUAGAGCUGAGUGAGGUCAACAUCGAUGUCACAGAGUUUCAUAAUGAUAUGCCAAUUGAAGUGAAAGUAUCAGCCAUGUUUCCAGAGCCAGGAGCAUAUAUCUUCCCCUUGGCAGCAAAGGUCACGCCAGCACAGGUCUGCUUGCUCAAAGAUCUGGUGUUCUGGGUCGAAUCGGAGUUAAUGGACCAACUGGCACCAGUCAGCAAGUACGUUAAAAAGAAAAACAUUAUAAAGGAGAUGGAGGGGGCCAUCCUGACAGCAGAAGAAUUGAAAAGGGGUAGCAGCGGCCUAGACAACGUAGAACCACUGAAGCCUCACAAUGUGCUUAAUGUGUACAAUAAAUUACUACUCAAGAAACUGGAAACUUUUGAAAACAUGUCAUCGCAUGAAGAGAUUAUAUUGAAAAACAUCUUGGGGCUGUUGUGCGGGCAGAUGUCGUACCGGGAAGCCGUGAGUCAUAUUGGCCAGACUAAAACUCCCUACAUUGGCACUCUGAAUGCUCCUUCCUACUCUGAGAGAUUUGCACUACUUCUGGACCUGGAGGAAUUGCAACUACAACACCAAAUCAAAAAUUAUGAUAUGUGCAAUCAAACUUUGAAACCUUCUGCAACCAAUUUCUUCCUAAAAGUGCCAGAUCUAUCAGAAGGGCGGCCGUCUGUCUCCAGGAGUAACAAGAUACAUGUGAGACUGCAGCAAGACACAACAGUUACAUAUGAAGGAAUCAUUCAUGAGGUUAAGGAGGAUGGCUUAGUCCUUGGCUUCCACAAAAAGUUUAAAGAGGAAUACACAAAAUUGACAGAUAGUGGUUUGAAACCUAAAGUGGAUGUCAGAUUCACAGUGAAUCGAUUUCCAAUCUUGAAUAUGCAUCGGGCACUAUCACUUGUGAGCAAACACCAAGCUUUCUCAAUUCUGUUCCCCGAACAAAGUGAGCCUGAUCCUGCACCCAAUACAUCCACUCUCAGCCCUUGGGUUAAUCCGUUAAUAGAACAAAAUCCUGAACAAAAACUUGCCAUCAAACAAAUAGUCAACAAGACAUCAGGCGACGCUCCAUACCUGCUGUUUGGACCUCCUGGCACAGGAAAGACUGUGACUAUUGUGGAGGCCAUUGCUCAGGUGUGGCUCACUACAGAGACAAAGCGGUCCAAGCAGCUUGUAUGUGCGCCGUCUAAUGCAGCUUGCAACCUUAUUACAGAACGACUCAUAAACUCAUUGCCGAAGGCUAAAAUUCUCAGACUCUUCUCGUACUCUGCAGACCUGUCAGAUGUAUCUGAAUCCAUCCUGCUACAUUCAAACUACGACAGCACAUCUGGUUGGGUCAUUUUCCCUGAAUUAAAGAAGAUCUUGGAGAAUGACAUAAUUAUUGUCACAAUUAUGACAGCAGGCAGGCUAGUGACUGGAGGAGCAGAAGGGAUGUUCAAGUAUGUGUACAUUGACGAGUGUGGCCAAGCAUCUGAACCAGAGAGUCUGGUUGCCAUUGCUGGUCUGAUAACCACCAGGAAAAGGCACAUCUCUGGACAACUGGUGAUGGCAGGAGAUCCUGAGCAGCUGGGCCCAGUCUUGUCCUCUCAGCUGGCUAUUGACUUUGGGCUUGGAAUAUCCUUUCUUGAGAGACUUAUGAAGCAUGUUGAUUUAUAUAAGAAAGAUCCAGCCUCAGGGUACAACAACCAGUAUCUGACCAAAUUAGUUCAAAACUACCGGUCACACCCAGCAAUUCUAAGAAUUCCUAACCGGCUCUUCUAUGACAAUGAAUUAGAGAUCAAAGGAAACCCUGAUAUCAUCAACAUGGCUGUCGGGUGGGAAGUUCUCCCAAAUCCCCAAUUUCCUCUGAUCUUUCACGGUAUCCAAGGGAUUGAUGAGCGGGAAAGCAACUCACCAAGCUAUUUCAAUCGGCAAGAAAUUGACCAAGUCAUCACUUAUUUAAAGAAGCUAUUCAACUAUGGUCUGCCAAAUGGGUACAAGGUGAAAAAUGAAGAUAUUGGUGUCAUCACGCCUUAUAGAAAACAGGUUCAAAAGUUUCAUAAAGCAUUUGGCAUUCUUGGAUGGGAUAUCAAAGUUGGCUCAAUAGAAGAGUUCCAAGGAAGUGAAAAAUUAAUAGUUUUCAUCUCAACUGUACGGUCCAGUAUGGCACUGGUCGACGAAGAUUAUCGCUUUAAUUUGGGCUUCCUUAAGAAUCCCAAGCGAUUCAAUGUCUCAAUCACCCGAGCAAAGGCCUUACUGAUUGUAGUAGGCAACCCCAAGAUCUUGAGACAUGACAAGAAUUGGUACCAACUGCUCAACUACUGUCGCCAAAAUGGUGCAGUCGUUGGGAUCCCCUUUCCUGCAGAAGAGCCCCCACCGCAGCUUGACCCCCAUAUCGCCAGCUAGAUUAAAAAGGCUGUCAGCAGUAUGGAGGCAUCUUUCUUCAGAUUUUAUUUUUAGUCAAACUAACACAUCUAUUCUUAUUUUAAUUACAAAGAUUUAUCCACCAUUUUUUAAGAUAGCAGCUAUAACCAACACCAUUGUUAUAUUUUUUUAUGUUUGUAAGUGUGUGGUUUUUAUGAGACUUGUGUUUUAAAUGUAAGAAUUAUAUUGAAAAGCAACAUUAGAUAUCCAAUUAACCCUUCAAUUGCAGGGUUGUUGAUAUUCUGUUAAUACCUUACUACUGGGUUCUUUGCCGUACUGGGGGGUGGAAAAGAAAUAAUCUGGUUUUGUAACCGGUCCGUUCAUUUAAGCUAUGUACAUAUCGUUGAAUUAGUAAUUUUUGGGAUAUGUAGAAUAGUGCGAGGCUUGACAACUCACAUAGUCUGAUAUUGCACUCAGCUAACUGGUAGUGCUGUUUGCAAUGUCGGGCAAAAUUUCAUGUCAAGUAAUAAUAAAGAGAUAAUGUUUGACACUGUAAUACUACUGGAGUUCGAUAACUCUUUUGCAGAAUAGAAUAACACAUAUUUUUGUAUUAAAUAUUGUUCAUUUGGGAGGAACAUCUUAGUUGUGCAAGUUAACUCAAAUAAAGAAAAGACACCCAGCAAGUUCUAUAUAUUUAAAGGUAUUAUUGAAUGCGCUAGAUAUGAAUUUUUUUUAAAUACUUUAUAACUUUGCACUAUCUUAUCAUAUAUGUAUAAAAGAUUUAUAAAAAUCCAAAAUAUGCAAAAGAAGUAUGAUUUUAUCCUCACCAAAAAUAUAUAUAUAUAUAGUUUUAGUGGCUUUACUUUAAAAGUGUUAUGUUUUUAGAGCUUUUUGAACUUUAGUGUAAAAUCCAUUAAGAAUGUACAUAUUUUUAGCCAUUUGUUCAAUGGCUUUACAACACUGGAAAUUCAGCCUAUAUAUGGCUUAUUGUAUAUCUCUCUUUUCAGAAUUUUCCAAAUGAUAAUAAUAAAUUCUCUUCAUGAACAUUUUCUUACUUUCAAAAUUACUCGUAAAAAGUUUAACCUUGAACUAGCCUGAUAAGGAUACCGGUUCAGCUAAUACUUCUCUAAAAUCACUAGAUUUAUUCCUAAAAUUAAGCGUAACUUCAUCACACAUAUUACUAAUAACCAAAACAAAAUAUAAACUAAAAAUAAAUCAAUUAGACAGACACCAAAACACAACGAUAGCAGAUGUAACUAAUAAGACAGUCGGCCUAGUCAGCUGGUUACAGUCAAAACAGUUGCUUGCACAAGAUGUUUCUUCUAACCAUACAAAGAGGAAUAAAGUUAGAUUUAUUGAGUAAUAAUAUAUCUCAAUCGAAAACUCGUUUAUUCUGCCAUCGAUUGAUAUUUGGUUUUAAACCGAAACAUCGAAAAUACACAAAUAAUAAGCGAUUUCCAAAACGUCUUCUUACUAUACGGCAGUUGCCAGUUAACGGGUUGAAGUGAGAGCUCAGCAUGAAAACAAAUGUUUAUGUAUAGCAGUUGAGGGGUUAAUUAAUUUUAAGACACAAAUGAAUGUGUUAUGUUUUUAAUUUCUUGUACAGUUGGGUUCUUAAAAAACCCCAACAUAGGAUCAGCUAGAGUGGCAUUAGCAUUGACAGUUAAAAUAGACACCCAGUUUGUUACUUCAAAGUUUCACCUCAAAUGUCAGGUGUUAUAAAGGAAAUUUGGGAGACUUUGGCAGUUGCCUUAUUUAUACAUUUACUGUCUAGUAUAGCAUACCAAUUAUAACAUAAUAAAUUACAUGCAUUCAUGAAUUUCAUACAUUUAGAGAGAGAGAGAGAGAGAGAGAGAUUUAUGAUAUAUGAAAUCGAGAAAAUGAAAGAAAGUUUAAUUUUGUGUCUUUUUUAACAAUAUUACUCUUUAUUGUAAAAAAAUUACAUUUUCUAUUGAUCUAAUUUGCAUUAAAAUAUAUCUCUUUGCCCUGGAACUGGCAGUUUAAAAUACUGUAGUAGUUAGUGUUUUAGUUGAUUGAUAUUGCCUACAAUUUAAAAUUAUGUUUUCCCACUCUUGUCACUGCCUUAUUUAUAAUUAAUUUUGUUCAACAAAACCUGCAAAGUAUUAAAACAGCGAUGCAUUUAUAUAUUUUUACACCUAAGUUGAACCUUGGAAUAUAACACUACAUUCUACAAAAAAAAAAAUAUAUAUAUAUACAUUUGAUUCUAAAUUUGGAUUUUAAAAUUAUAUAAAGAAAAAUAACAUGGAAACCAUUUUGCAGAAUAGGAAACUUAAAAUUGGCUAUGCUAACCUGCUGACCAUUAGAAUUAGGUACUUUAAAAGUUUGAAACAAGAACUUCAUUAUUAUCUUUUUGAUCUCUCAGUAAACUGUUUUAUUCAUGUUUGUUUCAUUUGACACAAUAUAAAUUUGUGUUAUCACAAGUUAAUUAAAAUCAACAAUAUAUAUCAAAUCCAUGUGCAGGUAAACAUACCUCAUAAAAUCAAACAGAAUCAGAAUCCAAAAACAACAAUAAAACCAACACCAUGGAAUAAAUGCAAACCGUUUUAGCAACCAGAAUAAAAUAACAUGAAUUAUUAAAAGAACAAGAAUUGUCUCUCUGAUAGGAGACCAACUUAGUAAUAUAGUAUUAAAAUAUCAAUGACUGCCAUUACCAGGGUAAAGAUCAAACACACACUUGUAACAAAUUAAUAACAAUUUUUUUAACACUCAGUGUAUGGAGUGUAUUGGAUAAUUUUAUGCCUUUGAUAUGUUUGUUACCAAAUAAAACACUAUGAAAGACUGUAAUUAAACAUAGUCAUAAAACAUGUUUUAAACUAUUGUACUGUUAUUGUAUAUUGUGUACUUGUUAACAUUUAUAGUGAUGUUACAAUAUUAUGUAUUUGUUAAGUUUUAAUUAGCUUAGAAAGUUUUAUCUGUUUGAUAUUAUGCAUUUGGCUGUUUAAGUCAUAUUUCAAUAUUGUUACCUGUUUGUUUCUGUAAGUGGAUGACCAUCACUAAAGCAUUUAUCCAUCUUCCAGUUAUAGAAUAUGUUGUUUGCAUUUUGUGCUUUAUCAUAAUAAUUAAUCAAUACAAUAAUAUAUAAUAGUUAUAUAUUGUCCGAUAACAAUAUAUAAGUAUAUAAUGUAGACAAUGAAGUUCAAAUAUUGCAUUGAAAGAAGAAAGGUUGAGAAUAGAAUACAACCAUCUCAACCAGCACUGCAUAGUGGGCAAGGGGUUAGCUGUUUUUUGUCGGACUUUCGUUUUUGUCUUACCGUAACAGAAAAAUUAGGCUAACAGUUUUAUAUUUUUUAUUUCUGUGUACAAAUUUAAAAAAUAUUUCUUAUCUGAGUACGUUUAAUGGAACAAUUCUAUCAUUCACUUUAUAGCUCUGUUAACAAAAGUAACAUUUCUGUUCUUUUUUUUUUCCUUGACAUAUUCUAUAAUGGAGCAUUUACAAUUACAUCUUGUGUGAGUAAACCAAUUACAUAUUACUGUAAUUAUUAAGUCGGUAUAAAUCGUUGUUGAAUUAAGGACUGAAAUCGGUUACUAUUGUGACUUUAAAUAUGCACACAGUUGGUUGUUGCCUUUACUUGUAAUGUAUAAUUGCAGUAAUGUUGUGAGUUUUUAGUAUUUGUUGGCGAUUUUCAAUUCCAUGAUGAGUAUGAUGUUAUUUAACAAUAAGUUUAAAUUGUGAGGGUGCAUUACUACAAAUAUCAGUGUUACAGUUGGUCAAAUGAUAAUGUAAUGUAUUUUUAUAAACUAUAUUGUUAGCAAUCAUGUGUACUUGUUUAGCAGAUUUGUAAUUUUAUAACUUUUGUAAUCACCCACAAUAAUUAAGCUGUUAAUGGAACAAAUGUGUCAAUUAUUACAUGAUUAAAUGUUAUUUUCCAUA
Homalodisca vitripennis (glassy-winged sharpshooter) is the source of this 7125-nucleotide messenger RNA. Its product is annotated as putative helicase MOV-10. Lineage: Eukaryota; Metazoa; Arthropoda; Insecta; Hemiptera; Cicadellidae. The coding region runs from base 222 to 3275 and encodes 1017 amino acids. Gene Ontology annotation, molecular function: 5'-3' RNA helicase activity; RNA binding. The record is from RefSeq and is a predicted model, not a curated record. The transcript has 21 exons.